Hordeum vulgare subsp. vulgare (domesticated barley) is the source of this 1227-nucleotide messenger RNA. Its product is annotated as peroxidase 2-like. Lineage: Eukaryota; Viridiplantae; Streptophyta; Magnoliopsida; Poales; Poaceae. The transcript has 3 exons. The coding region runs from base 48 to 1025 and encodes 325 amino acids. Gene Ontology annotation, biological process: response to oxidative stress; hydrogen peroxide catabolic process. The record is from RefSeq and is a predicted model, not a curated record. Gene Ontology annotation, molecular function: heme binding; peroxidase activity.
CGCAUACACCGCAAACCUCCCUCUCCUACACCAGACAGGUAGUUGUCAUGGCAUCUCCAUCUCUAUCAGUCGUGCUGCUCCUGUGCCUGGCCGCGGCGGCGUCGGCGGUGCUGUCGCCGCCGACGUUCUACAACACGUCGUGCACCCAGGCGCUGGCCAUCAUCAAGACCGGCGUGGCGGCAGCCAUUGCGACCGACCGCAGCAUGGGCGCGUCGCUGCUCCGGCUGCACUUCCAUGACUGCUUUGUCCAAGGCUGUGACGCGUCCGUUCUGCUGGACGCUACCGUGCCUAACAGCGAGCGCAGCGCACUCGGGAACGCGGGAUCGCUGCGUGGCUUCGAUGUCAUCGAGAAAAUCAAGGCUGAUGUGGAAGCCGCCUGCAAAAAGAAGGGCAACAGCCGCGCCGUCGUCUCCUGCGCCGAUAUCCUCGCCGUCGCCGCCCGCGAUUCCGUCGUCGCGUUGGGAGGACCGGCGUGGGAUGUUCAGCUGGGGAGGAGGGACUCCGACACGGCGAACGUGGCACUGGCCAACCAAGACCUGCCUCCCCCGUUCAUGGACGUGGCCGGCCUCAUCAAAUCCUUCGGCGAUAAGGGCUUCACCAUGACCGACAUGGUCGCCCUCUCUGGUGCGCACACGAUCGGGCGGGCGCAGUGCAAGAACUUUAGGAGCAGGCUCUACGGCGAGGACAACAUCGACUCAGACUACGCGACGAAGCUCAGGGCCAACUGCCCUCAGACCUCCGGCGACGGCAACCUGGCCCAGCUGGACGACACGCCGACCACCAUGACCGCCGACAAUUUCGACAACAGCUACUUCGUCAACCUCCAGCUAAAGAAGGGGCUCCUGCACUCCGACCAGGUGCUGUUCAACGGCACUGGCGGCACCAACAACACCGUCAACAACUUCGCUAGCAACCCACCAGCGUUCAGCAGCGCCUUCGCCUCGGCCAUGGUGACGAUGGGGAACCUCAGCCCGUUGACUGGCUCACAGGGUCAGAUCAGGCGCAUCUGCUCCAAACCGAACUAAGAAACGCCAUUUGCAACCUCAACCCUGCUGCUCUGAGAUUCGAACCGUACUUUUUUCUGUACGAUGAACCACGUUCUUUAAGACUCUUGUUAUUUUUUGUGUUGUCCUUGCAGCCCCUUGUGGGGCCCAAUUAUCCCCUUAUUAAUUUUGUAGCCUUUUCUGUACACAUUUCAUUUAUUUUUAAUUCGAACAUACUUCUAUA